AUGACAAAAGUUCCCAACACAGUUCCGGCCCAACACAACAACAGGCUUCAGCCGAUUGCCCUCGUCUGCUUCCGGGGGAAGUGGAGCCUUGCUUCGCCGUCUGUGCCGAUCAACAUAAAAGCCAAAAAGACAACCGUGGUGUCGCUCUUCAUUUCUGGGUUCUCCUGUGGUACAUAUAAAACCCGCUACAGGACCACCAAGAGAACGGGGCUUUUAUGGUACUUUUCUGCCCUGUCCAAAGGAGACAUUCUACCAACCAAGGAGAGGCUGGAGAGGCCUGUCGACACACAGAAGACAGAUACCGGACUAACUCCAGGCCUGCUCAAGGUCCUAAACAAACAGAUACCUAUUCCCACGGAGACAAUCAGUAUGGAGGAGCUGCAGCAGAAGUGGAAGGGUCUGUGUCAGCCCUCAGAGCAGCUGGACACUGCGGCCCUGGGGAACUUCUUUGCCAACAUCCACUGGAUGCAGUUAUUCGCUCUAAACUGUGGUGUAAUCAUCAAUGCCCUGAGGUAUGCGUGUGAAAUCCUGACAGAGUAUGAGGGGGGUGGAGCGGCGACGAUGCCCUUUGAUCUGUUCUCAGGGCUGUACACCCUACCUGGCCCACCUGGGCGGAGAGAUCCCCAGGACCAGAUAGACAGCUUCCUAAGCAGUCUGCAGAAGCCUGUCUGA
Messenger RNA from Oncorhynchus gorbuscha (pink salmon), 672 nucleotides. RefSeq names its product rhophilin associated tail protein 1-like (gene ropn1l). Lineage: Eukaryota; Metazoa; Chordata; Actinopteri; Salmoniformes; Salmonidae. The transcript is spliced from 6 exons. The coding region runs from base 1 to 672 and encodes 223 amino acids. The record is from RefSeq and is a predicted model, not a curated record.